AUGCAAGCUCAAAUACCUGGAGAUUUUGAAGCCUAAAUAAGAAUAGUCAAUGAACAAUUAUCUAUAGAUUAAUAAAUUAUGGAAUAAGAAACAGAGGAUAGAAAUAAAGAAUAAGAAGAAGAAUUGACAGAAGAAUAAAAGGAAAGAAGAAGAAAAAUAUUAGAAGUUCAAUUGGCUAAUAAAAGAUUAUUAUAUACUAUACAUAAUAAAGAUAUGGAAAUAUUUAGAGUUAAAAAAGAGAUUGAAGAUUAAAAAUAGUUAUUGUCUGAUCUUUAAUAACAAGAAUAAAUAUAUCAAUAAUAAUCUAAUGGUAUUUAUAUAUAGAGGAUAGAGAAUCUUAGAUAUUUGUGAAAAUUAUGCCUUUAAUAACAAUAAAUAUAGUGAAUAAUUAAAUGAAUCUAAUAAGGAAUUAGAAAUCAUUAAUGAUUCUUAUUUAUCUCAUAGAGCCUUAGUAUCAUAUGAUACUUAUCUAAGAGGAACACUUAGAGAAUAAGAUAGAAAAAUAUAUGAAUUAGAAUUAAAUAAUGCAGAUAUUAGUGAGAUUUCAGCCAGAAUUGAAAAAAUAAAUAAAGAAUAUGAAAGAAAUAUAUAACCUCUUGUUGUUGGAGAUUUUAAGACAUAAAUAGAUGCAGAUAUUAAAAGUUCAAAAAAUUAAAUUGAUGCUUUAAGAAAUUAAUUUAAAGAUAUUGUAGAUGAUAUUGUGAAAUUACAUGAAAAACAUUUAGAUAAUAUAGAUAUGUAUUCUACCUUAUAAAGAUAAUUAUAAGUAAUUUUAUUAUAUAUUUCUUUAAGGAAUAAUUAUUAGCAAAUGAAUAAUUGGAUUUUGAAUUAAAUCAAUUAAAAAAGAGCAAAGAUUAAUGUUGA
Molecule: messenger RNA, 864 nt
Organism: Paramecium primaurelia
Lineage: Eukaryota; Ciliophora; Oligohymenophorea; Peniculida; Parameciidae
Source: the annotation of a GenBank genome assembly